UUAAGCCUGCGGUCAUGUGAUUGGACCAAGAUGGCUUUCCCCAGGCUGUUUCGCCUGCUGCUGAGUGCGGCGCUCCUCCAAUGGCUCUCUCCGGCCUCAGCCUCUCCACUGACCGAACCGCCGCAGGAACCACUGCCGCUGGUCAUCUGGCACGGGAUGGGAGACAGCUGCUGUAACCCCUUGAGCAUGGGGGCCGUUAAAAAAAUGGUUGAGCACAAAAUACCAGGAAUUUAUGUUUUGUCGCUGGAGAUUGGGAAGACUCUGAUUGAGGAUAUGGAGAACAGCUUCUUCUUAAACGUGAAUCACCAGGUGACACUAGUGUGCGAGAUGCUCACCAAGAACCCCAAGCUGCAGCAAGGCUACAAUGCCAUGGGAUUCUCCCAAGGUGGCCAGUUCCUGAGGGCAGUGGCCCAGAGAUGUCCAUCACCUCCCAUGAUCAAUCUGAUUUCUGUGGGCGGACAGCAUCAAGGUGUUUAUGGGCUUCCUCGAUGUCCAGGGGAGAGCUCUCAUUUUUGUGACUGGCUCAGGAAAACACUGAAUGUGGGCGCCUACAGCAAGGGUGUUCAGGAAAGCUUGGUACAAGCAGAGUACUGGCAUGACCCGAUAAAGGAGGACCUCUACCGCAACAAAAGCAUCUUCUUGGCUGACAUCAACCAGGAAAGGGGCAUUAACGAGACCUACAGGAAGAACCUGAUGACCCUGAAGAACUUUGUGAUGGUGAAGUUCCUCAACGACUCUGUUGUCGACCCUGUGGACUCAGAGUGGUUUGGAUUCUACCGAAGUGGCCAGGCCAAGGAGACCAUCCCCUUACAGGAGACUUCCCUGUACACACAGGACCGCUUGGGGCUUAAGGAAAUGGACAAAGCAGGCAAACUAGUCUUCCUGGCUGUAGAGGGGGACCACCUUCAAUUCUCCGAGGAAUGGUUUUAUACAAAUCUCCUUCCAUUCUUGGUGUGACAUUCUUGCUUCAUUUCCAUGGCAACUUGGUGGGGAGGGGUUGGGGUGGGGGGUUCAAUCAAGACUGUACUCUGCCCUUAGAUGCAACUAACCCUGCCUUCCUUUCCUCAUCUGACACUGCCCGAGGAGAUAGAUCCUCAUCUUAUCUGCUCCCUGCUCAGGCCUAAUCCUGCUGCCAUAUGGUAGGGAGUCCAAGUUUCAUUAGCUAAUGAGUAGGAGGAUUGUUUUACGUGUCCUUGACUGUGGUUAAACCUAGUUCUAGGUUAUAGACUGCUCUGCAGAAAAAUUGGGAGCAAGACAGUAACUGCUAGAAUGUGACUGAAUUGCAGGGGCCAACCUGAACUAUAACGACAUGGUUACAGCACAGAAACAGUCCACUUGGAAAUAGCUCCUUUCUCUGGCCAAGAAUAGAGCCAAAUGAGGUGAUGAAGUGAUCUGACUUGUCUGGGUUUUCAGUUUUGCCAGUGGAGUAAGGAAGUAGGGGAGCUCUCGGAGUUUAGUUGGAAUGCCUGUGGUGGUCCCUGGUCAAGUACAACUGAUCCUGCUGUCCUGUUUGAAAACAAAUUCAACAAAGUGCCAAACAAAACAAGCCUUUUGGCACAAGAGCAGAGUGGGGGAGGAGACAAUGGGGUCCUACUCCCUGGAGGAUUAGACCGCUUCCAAAUUGGUCCAAUUUUCAGAGCGUGCUCCGAGUGACUGCUAAAGCCUCUCCUCACUGUGCUUCUAAUCAUUGGAGCAAUGAAAGUAUUAUCUCUCUUUUGACUGCUUCGUGCAAAGGCUCUCAAACAGGAGACAUAUGUAUAUCAUACCCUGGAGGUGAAACAAGCCUACACCAUCUUGUCCCAUACCCAUCCUGAGAUCCCUGUUCUUUAGGUGGAAAAAUUUUUUGUUUUUAUUAGCUUUUCUGAAAAAUAAAAGCACUGGUUUCUUACUUGCUA
Messenger RNA from Trichosurus vulpecula (common brushtail), 1895 nucleotides. It is a transcript of the gene PPT1, whose product is annotated as palmitoyl-protein thioesterase 1. The transcript has 9 exons. Gene Ontology annotation, molecular function: palmitoyl-(protein) hydrolase activity. Gene Ontology annotation, biological process: protein depalmitoylation; receptor-mediated endocytosis; nervous system development. Gene Ontology annotation, cellular component: lysosome. Lineage: Eukaryota; Metazoa; Chordata; Mammalia; Diprotodontia; Phalangeridae. The coding region runs from base 31 to 957 and encodes 308 amino acids. The record is from RefSeq and is a predicted model, not a curated record.